CUAAAACCUCUCACCAAAACAAUGAGAUAGGGUCAUAAGUGUUCCAAGACUAGUUUCACUUUAUCUCUCAGGACUAGGGUUUUCAGGUUGCGGCUACAAUCAACAAGACGGUGACAACUAUGAAGCUAGUUACUCCUGAGAAUGAUUGUGUUACAAAGUUCUUCAGAGUGUACAUGCCUGGUAUAUCAGGAGAUGAUUUGGAGUUGCCUGUUUGUUUCAACAGCUUCUUACCAAAGCCUCUGCCUAAACACGUAACGCUUAAAAGUAUUUACGGGAAGAUUUGGAAAAUGACGUUGAGGAGAUGUGGUGGCGACCCUGAGAGAUACAUGCUGGUUAACGGGUGGAAGAGGAUCGCGAAGGACGAGUCUCUGACCACUGGAAACGUACUGGAGUUUCAAUUGGAUGAUGAUGGCUCGCUGUGUUUCAACUUCUCUAUCUACGAGCCUCUCACCAUGUGUAAAAGACUCGGAACAACAACUUCAGUGCAAGAAACCGAAAAUGCUGAUGACGUUUUGGUUCUUAGUGAUGAUGAUGAUGAUGAGGAUUCUGAUUACAGUUGUGCUGACGAUACUGAUGCUAGUGCUGAAGAUGAUGAUCAUGGUGUUGCGGCUGGUGAUGAAGAUGUAGCGCUUGAUGGUUCUGAUGAUGAUGCUGAGGCAAACCAUGAUGAUGACAGACGAUAUCUAGAUGAUCGCAGCAACGCGUUUUUUCGAGUGAAGAUCAAUCCGAAGAAGAUAAGCCAAUUGCGCAUACCAUCUAAGGUUAUAAAUGACUACGGCUUAUCCUUCUCCGAGACCGAGAGUAUAGUUAUCAUCGAUCCACUCGUGAAGAAGUUCGGGAAGCUGUCGAAGAAAAUGAAGGUUCAGACGAACGGCAGUGUGUUUAUCAAAGGGUAUGGAGCUGUUUACAGGAGGAAUGGUGUGAGGUCGACGGACAAAAUGAUAUGCGAGUUGAAGAAGGCGGGUAACAACAAUGUGGUUCACACUAUCAAGUUUCACGUUAUCAAGUAGACUCUUAUGACGUGAGUGUUACCUAGUGUUUAUGGUUAUUUAUCUUGUAGUGUUGUCAAGUUUAAAUCGACUCUGUUGAGUUGAUGUUUAGCUACUAUCUAUUUGUUUUAAGUAUUCUAGUUAAAUCAAGA
Brassica oleracea var. oleracea is the source of this 1141-nucleotide messenger RNA. RefSeq names its product B3 domain-containing protein At5g60130-like. Lineage: Eukaryota; Viridiplantae; Streptophyta; Magnoliopsida; Brassicales; Brassicaceae. Gene Ontology annotation, molecular function: DNA binding. The coding region runs from base 120 to 1010 and encodes 296 amino acids. The record is from RefSeq and is a predicted model, not a curated record. The transcript is spliced from 4 exons.